ACUCACUUCACCUCGCCUCCAUCUCCACCUCAUGUAUGAAACGUAGUAUCUAUACGCUUUUGUUUAGAUCCAUCAGCUAACUCCAUACACUAUCAAAUUUCAUUGUCGCUCGCAUUCAUACUGAUCAUUCACACGCUUUCACCUCAUACUGUGAACAUUGGGUAGCUGUUAACACUCGUGAAAACAAUCGACUCUAAACAGUUACUGUAUGUGCUGUGCUAUCUGAGAGCGUGUUGCGUGUAGUGGUCGAUUACAACGGCACUUUGUCUCGACGGAUAGUACCGGGCAGCACCACGUUCCGCCACAGCAAACUCCGCUACUCCAACCACCUUCCCGCGAGGGGAUCCCCUCUGCGAGCGCGCCAGUCCAUCAAGGCCGCGUCAUUGAGUCGCAUAGAGAACGGCCAGCGGGGCGCAGGCGGAGAGGGCGCCGUCGGCGGAAACGUCGGCGCCGCGGCCGACCGCCUCGGCUACGGCUAUGAGGCGCUUUCUGCCGCCAGCGAUGGGAGCGAUCAGGAGCCAGAAGACGUUCCCGAAUACACGCCCUUCGACAUGGAGCUCUCGGGCGGUGGAGAGUCCGCUGAAGGGCCGUCGUCCCGUGGCUCUGCCAAAGUAAACUUCCCUCCCGAUGUGGAGCUGGAGCGCCGCGCGACUGGCGCCUUCGGAAGCGUCCUGCACCGCGGACGAGGACGCUCCAUGAGCGCCUGGAGCGACAUCAGCCGUUCCAGCAUACGCUUCGAGGAACGGGUCCGGGUGGAGUACUACGUGAACGAGAACACGUUCAAAGAAAGACUGCAACUUUACUUUAUAAAGAACCAAAGAUCGAGUUUACGCAUUAGGAUAGUGAACCUAUUUUUCAAGAUUCUGGCGUGUCUCCUAUACAUAUUCCGCGUCUGCGCUGACGGAGACCCAAUAAACGCAACAUGUUACGGGUGUAAACCAGGCAACAAGUCGGAGUUCGAGUUCUCCGCCAAUCUCACGGAGGAGGAGUUUCAGGAGCACCCCAUCAUCAACUGGGAUGGCAUUAUCUGGGUGCACCGGCCGCUGUACCUCUGGCUCGUGCAGGUCAUCUUGGCCAUGAUCUCGCUGGCUGAAGCCAUCUUACUUGCCUAUCUCGGAUACAAAGGCAACAUUUGGCAGCAGAUUCUCUCGUUUCACUUUAUCCUUGAGAUGGUGAAUACCGUGCCGUUUGCGUUGACGGUUCCCUUCCCACCAUUGCGGAACCUGUUCAUACCGGUGUUCCUCAACUGCUGGCUCGCUAAGAGAUCGCUUGAAAACAUGUUUAACGAUUUACACCGAGCGAUGCAAAAGUCCCAGUCAGCUCUUUCGCAGCAACUUAUGAUACUCUGUGUGACUUUACUUUGUCUGGUUUUUACAAGCGUCUGCGGCAUCCAGCACUUCCAGCGUGCUGGCCACAGACACCUGAACUUGUUCCAAGCGACCUACUUCGUGGUGGUGACGUUCUCCACGGUGGGCUACGGGGACUUCGUGCCUGACAUCUGGCCCUCGCAGCUCUUUAUGGUCAUCAUGAUUGGAGUUGCGCUCGUUGUUCUGCCGACUCAGUUCGAGCAACUAGCCUUCACGUGGAUGGAGCGACAAAAGCUGGGAGGGUCGUACUCCUCCCACCGAGCUCAGUCGGAGAAGCACGUCGUGGUCUGCUCCACCACACUCCACGCGGACACCAUCAUGGACUUCCUCAACGAGUUCUACGCGCACCCUCUGCUGCAAGACUACUACGUCGUACUCUUGUCUCCUAUGGAACUGGAUACUACAAUGCGGAUGAUCCUACAGGUUCCGAUCUGGGCUCAACGCGUGAUCUACAUCCAGGGAUCAUGCCUCAAGGACACAGACCUGAUUCGCGCAAGAAUGAACGAAGCCGAGGCCUGCUUCAUACUCGCUGCGAGGAAUUAUGCUGAUAAGACUGCUGCUGAUGAGCACACUAUUCUCAGGUCGUGGGCCGUAAAGGAUUUUGCACCAGACGUACCACAGUACGUCCAGAUCUUCAGACCCGAAAACAAGUUGCACGUGAAGUUCGCAGAAUUCGUGGUCUGCGAGGACGAGUUUAAGUAUGCGUUGUUGGCGAACAACUGCACCUGUCCCGGCGCCUCUACACUGGUCACCUUGCUGCUGCACACCAGCAGGGGACAGGAAGGUCAGCAGUCCCCCGAGGAGUGGCACCGCUUGUACGGCAAGUGCUCCGGCAACGAGAUCUACCACAUCCUGCUUGGGGACAGUCGCUUUUUCGGAGAAUAUGAGGGCAAGAGCUUCACCUACGCCAGCUUCCACUCGCACCGCAAGUACGGAGUGGCCUUAGUAGGAGUUCGACCCGCCGAACUACCAGAAUUUUAUGAAGAAACGAUAUUAUUAAAUCCUGGCCCAAGACACAUUAUGAAAGCGAGUGACACAUGCUACUAUAUGAGCAUCACAAAAGAGGAGAAUUCGGCUUUUGUUUCCGACAAACAAACGGAGAAACCGAUAUCAAAAGAUCAGACAGCAUGUAGCCUGGUCUCUAACGAGAGGGACGCGGAAGAGGGAGGCGGGCAGAAAAGACCAGACGGUAGUAAAAUGGAUCCAUUCGACCUCCCAAAAGUGGUUCUACAAGCUCCCGCAAGUUCAAAUGCAUCGCCAUCACGCCAUACUGUUUCAUCCGCUAAUUUUACUAUGACUAGCUAUAAAGUCGAUGGCUCGGAGUCCCGCAUGUGUCUCAAGGACUCUCCGGCCACCGACAGCGCUACGGACAGUCACUUGCUACUGCCACGGGCUGACAAUCCUAACUUCCUCAGUCCUGACACUCUGCAUUCACGUCGAGGUAGCCGCCGCCCUUCGAUACUCCCCGUACCAGACAUGGUGACCAGCAGCCUGAACAUCGCGUCGGACAAUCAAGAGGAGGAGCCUGAAGUGGACGUCAGUGAGGAUGAAAUGGAAGACAAUGUGCCCUGGAGGUCCCCCUCAGAGAAGAUCGCAGACGACGCGACCAGCAGCUCCAUGUCGCUAGCAGACUGCGACGCGCGGUCCGCAUGGCGAAACGACUUCUCUAGGAUCGUGAAAGGUUUCCCACCCGUCUCGCCUUUCAUCGGCGUGAGUCCAACGCUUUGCUACUUGCUUAAGGAAAAGAAGCCGCUGUGCUGUCUCCAACUAGCCCAAGUGUGUGAGCAUUGCUCGUAUCGAAACGCAAAAGAGUAUCAGUGGCAGAACAAGACGAUCAUCUUGGCAGCUGACUACGCCUCAAACGGAAUCUACAACUUUAUAAUUCCUUUGCGAGCUCACUUCAGAUCGAAGACGUCGCUGAAUCCAAUAAUAUUGCUUCUGGAGCGCAGACCUGAUAUAGCAUUUUUGGAUGCCAUUUCAUACUUCCCGUUGGUUUAUUGGAUGAUGGGGACUAUUGAUUCGUUGGACGAUCUUCUUAGAGCUGGGAUAACGCUGGCCGAGAAUGUUGUUGUGGUCAACAAAGAAUUGUCCAAUUCCGCGGAAGAGGACAGUCUAUCCGACUGCAAUACGAUUGUCGCUGUUCAAACGAUGUUCAAAUUCUUUCCUUCAAUAAGAUCCAUCACGGAACUGUCGCAAUCAUCUAACAUGCGCUUCAUGCAAUUCCGUGCACAUGACAAAUAUGCUCUUCAUCUCUCGAAGAUGGAAAAGCGUGAAAAGGAACGCGGCUCGCACAUAUCAUACAUGUUCCGCCUGCCGUUUGCCGCCGGCUCCGUGUUCUCGGCCUCGAUGUUGGACACUCUGCUCUACCAGGCGUUUGUCAAGGAUUACGUCAUCACAUUCGUCCGCUUGCUGCUGGGGGUCGACCAGGCGCCUGGAUCCGGGUUCCUUACAUCCAUGAAAAUAACAAAGGAAGACAUGUGGAUCCGUACAUACGGUCGGCUUUACCAAAAGUUAUGUUCGACAUCUUGCGAAAUCCCGAUCGGUAUCUAUCGAACCCAGGACACGAGCCUGGCCGACCCUUCUCACGUGAGUAUGUCUCCACGCGGCUCCUCAAGUUGGUUAUGGUCACGCCUCACGGGAAUGCGAACAUCGCAAGGAUCGGCGGGUUCGGAGGAGAGCCGGCAGGGCGGAAGGGCGGAGGGCAGGACCGACUCCAGGUCUCCUACGGGCUGCCUCAGUGGCUGCUACGGCGAUCGCACGCCGGCGUAUUCGGCGAGUCUAGCCGAUGAGGCAAGAGACAACCAUGCGCAACAAAUUGAGAGAGCUGAAAUAGCUAACCUGGUGCGAUCUCGAAUGGAGUCCCUCAAUUUGAGCGGAAUUGACUAUGACGAUGUCAGUGAGAAGCGCAACAGCCUGUCUUACGUUAUCAUCAAUCCCAGCUGCGACUUAAACCUACAAGAAGGAGAUAUUAUAUAUCUUGUUCGACCGUCUCCAUUCUCGGCACAGAAAACAUUUGAGCGACACAACAGCCGCCGGAAGUCGAAUAUAAGCUUCUGUUCCAGCGCGAUGAUUCAAGCAGCGGCCGGAGGUAGCCGCAGAGGAUCGGCGAUGGCUGGCCUGACGAGCUUGUCGCCCCGGGCGCCUCCGCUGUCCACCACCAAGGCGAACUCGCUGUCGCUUCCGGAUAGUCCCACCAUAAUAACGGACUUCCGUGGACGCUCAAAUUCGCUGCGCGUGGUCGACGAUGCCAUGCUGCGUCGUUCAAACUCCCUGCGGCAGGGCAUCGGCAUGGGCGCAAUAUCCCGCCGGCGAAAGAGCAGCCUGGAAGAAAUUGGCAUCACGCACUUCAACUCCUUGUUGCAACAUCAACAACAACAACAGCAGCAGAACGCCGAGGCCAUAAAGAUGGCUCUGAAUGGGAGUAUCGGCUUGGAAGUGACUCCCCCCGAUGAGGGGCCCAUGGAUCAUCUGGGCGGCCCGUUCAGCGGCUACCAGGAAAUGGCGGCGGCUCUGCCUUCCACGUCGUCGGCGGCGAGUCUGCGCCCAUCCUCUCCAGACCCUCAGAUGCUGCAGGGUACCAUCGUAUGAUACAAUCCCAUGUGGGGACGGCGACUCAGGCGACGACGCAAGGAUUAAACGGCCCUGUUCCAAUUUGAACCCUGUCCCUUAGACUUGACUAUCUCUGCACGUAUUGUAGUGUUGCAAUUGUAUCUUUCAAAACCUAUCGGAGUGGACUAGAUGCGGUAACGCAGUGAAUUGUUAGCGGGAUCAACUAGUUAGUACGUAGAGGAAAUACGUUGGCGUAAGGCUGUAAAUAUCUUUAAGCUUUACCUAUCUUUACUGUAACUUGGCAUUGUACUUGUAAAUAACUAUUGUGUAGCGUGUAUGGCGGUGGCCACAUCUUGCGCCUGGUCUCUGAUUAUCGAUUUUUGUAUCUUAUUGAAAACGGCCAGGCUAAUGUUACUUAACAAAAUAUCUGAAAGUUUUAAAUUAUUAAUGAGUCGAAUUUUUAAAAAAUGACCUUAAUUAAAAUGAAUAUACAUAUUAGUCCGGUCAAUUUAGACAUAAAAAUAAUAAUAAUUCCGGCAGAGCCUACCGUUUCUGAGAUAUUGCGCUUGUAACAAUAAUGUUCUACUUAAUAUGUACGCAUAUGCCACGUUUAUAAAUAUUUAGCUAAAUGAGCAAAAAUACCUACUUAUGUCUCUGUGUGUCCUGUAUUUUGGAAGUGAAUUAUAUUUAACACCAUAUAAUUCACUUUCAAAAUACAGAUAGUCCCAGAAUCCCCUGUACUCGUAUGGCCUUGAAUAACAUCAGUUUAACGUUUAGUUCGAGUGACUAAUGGUAUUUCUUAUAAGUAUCGGCUGCUGUUGCUUGUACUGAUUCAUAUUUUAAAAACCCCAUCCGUUUCAGCUUUUGACACACAAAAGAGAUUCUUUGAAUGUAAGUGCAGGAAAUUCUACAAUUUUUUUCUGCGAUAAUUCUGCGCUUUCUUCUUCUCGGCCUCUUCAUCCGCUUCACCACCACAUCAAUAUUUUUUUAAACAAAACUUUCAUCCUUACUGUUCAUCCUGUUCAUCCUGAGAUUGAACUUAUUCGCGUAUGCUUUUCUCUUUUUAUUUGCAAUCCACGUGGACUGUAGCUGACUUUUCGCUUCUUAAAUAAUAAGCACAUUUUGAAAGUUUGCAUUCCACAACUGACCACCACAAUUUCAUUUUCAGUCAAAAGUUUAUAGCAAAUAAAACGAAAUUUUGACUAUUUUUAAUUUAUCCCAAACAGCAGUAGUCGACAUUUGUAAGAAACACUAUUAUUCAAUCGAACAUUUCGAUCGUUUAACACUAAAGAAUCAGGUUUGUGAGAAAAACGAUAAUUCCUCAAGGUUAAGCUUGAAUCGUAUGAUUUGAACUUCUUAUGUUGAAAUUCGACCACUAUAUCUUAAUCUUACGCGCUCGAGUCGAUUCUUUUACAUUUAUUACCCUUCACGCUAUUUAAAUUCUCCUAUUAAUACAUUAUUUAUUUCAGUGACAUCCUGAAGCGUUCAGAAUAACAAAAUCUAACGCGAUUGAGUAAUUAAAAUGCAUUGUUUUUUUUUUUAAUAAAAAUUCUGUUCCCUCGCUAAAAGUGAAAAUAUAACAGAACCUUUUGCGAAUUCUAACAUGUUUUAGAAAAAUCAUCAUUUAGCAUCAUGGCACCCCUUACAAUUAUCAUCAUCAGCCCAUAUAUGUUCGCACUGCUGGGACACAGGCCUUCUAUGAGGGUUAGGUAGUAGUUUUCUUUUUUCAAAGAAAACUGUACAAUAGGGGGAUAUUAUUUAAGGCCGUACUAGUAGAGGGGAUUCAGUGAGACUUCCUGUCUUUAAAAGUGUAUUUCCUUAGAAUUAUAUAGUGUACAUAUAAAAAGACACGAGACAUGAGACACAAUGGCUAUUUUUGCUUAUUUGAGCUAAAUAUUUAUAAACGUAUAUGAGCGCAUAUGAUGCAGAAUGUGAUUCUUAUUGUAGGGAGCCUAGGAGGAUUUUUAAGGGAAGGUACCUUACCUAAAGCUAAGCACCUCCAAAAAAUUAUCCGCGCAAAAAUCGUUAAUUUUCUUCUUCUUCAAAUUGCUUCAAAUCGAAAUUUGUGUUGUAAUUAACCACUAAUAAUCUUUGUCUGACGCGCUCGAGUCAUGCCACGAAAUUGCCACAUAAAUUGUAAGUAUCAUGUAUAUAUUAUUUCAGUUAUAUGAUAGAGAAUUAAAAAUAUAAAAAUCUAAUAAAUAAAAAAACAUUUCUCCACCGCUAAAAUUAAAAACAUUAGAGGACUACUUUUUCUUGCUAUUGUAUAAUCUGCGAAUUCCAGUAGGUUUCCGAGACACUCGAGUAAAUACACAUUUAGCAUCUUGGGCUCCCCUACUUAUGACAAGCGCAAUAUAUCAGAGACGGUCUUAGAGAAAAAAAUAUAAAAGCAUUUUUAUAAAAAAAUUUUAGAUCUACAAAUGUGGUUGGGAGUACUUUUUCGAUAAAACUUACCGAUUUCGAGAAAAAUCCAAAAACCCUAAAACUUUGUCCUUUGACCGCGAACAUGUAUUGGCAUUUUAUUUAUAAUGGGGAACCAAAGGUCUACAAAAAUUUGGCUCUGUCGGAAUAAUUGUUAUUUCAAAUGUCUAAAUUGACGGGACAAAUAUAAAAUCAUUCAUAUAUCGUGCGUAUAUGACAAGAUAUAUACAUUUUAUAGGUAUAUUUCAAUUAUCGUAUCUAACGAUUGUCAAAAUUUUAAGAUGAAGAAUAUAUAUUUUAUUACUGAAGUAUAGUAUAUGUAUCUAUUAAACAAUCAAAUUACACAGAGGUGACGUAAAGAUAAAACCGUCGUCGUCUUUGGUAAUUAAGUUUAUGUACUUAUUCUUUUUACACGCUUUUUAUUAGCUUCACCUGUAUGUUUGUUUGUAACCGACUUCUUUGGGCGCGAUUUUGACCCACUUUAAACGGCCAGAUUUCGUUCAAACUUUGUAGAUUUAUUGAGAACCUUUGACAAUACACUAAUUUGAUAAAAUUAUUCCAGUUUUCAAUUUGCAAAAUAUGAUUUUUGUUAAAGCGUGUUUUUUAGUUUUUUUAAACUAUUAUAUUUUAUUUACAUUUGGCUUCGAUCUUAAUUGGAAUAAUUCACAAAACAGUAUUAUAUUUCUCUUGGUUUUAAUAAUAAUUAACUCAUAAAAAUAUCUUAAUAACUUGUUUAAAAUUGCACUAAUACGUUGUCUCAAGGUUGUCUCAUAAAAUAAUUUUAUUAUAAUAAUUAUAUUCGUAUUUAAUGCACGGACACACACACACAAGCGUGUACACGAAUUAAGACUACAUGCACUGAUAUUUUUCAAAGACAUUUCAUUUUAAGUACAGAUAGAUACCAAGUUAUAUAUAUUGAGAAAUGAGAAAGCUCCAAUAUGAACGGAGUUGAAUGAAAUUUCGAUUUUUAUCAUACCUUCGUGUUUUCUCUUACCGCACGUUUACUGAUUGAGGAGUCGGCAAAUACAGAAGUUUGACUAUUUACCAAGUUUUAUCAUACAUCACAGUACUUGUUUCAGCAAAUAUAAGGCCAUGUGUUAAGAGAGUAAGAGAUCAGUGGAGGGAUCAGAUCAAGUUAUUUAACUUAUAAGUUAAGUCGAACGUUUUAAAAACUAUAGAGCGUCUCAGUUUUCUGUUUAUUAUACUUCUAGCAAACUGGCCAUUAACCCGAACAGAGACACACAGAAAACGAAAAUAAUGAAAAAAUGUUUUAUUGCGUCUACCGUGUAAAUAUUUUUUUUGUGUAAAGUUGUUAUUUUGACCUUAUAGAUGGUCACUGCACUGUUAUUUCUUUGUGUAAUUUUCAUUUAAUUUGGAAUUGCAUGUCGCUCGAACAUUCCAUUUCCACAGUUUGAUAUCUUUCUAUUCGGAUAAAUUAAGCAUUUAUGAUAUUCCUAAGUCACAUCACACACAUUCACUUGUAUAUCUACACUAAUGAUUCGAUACAGUUUGUAUGUUUGUAAGUAAAAGCAGUAUUUAGGUGUAUAUGUCCCACUCUCCACUAAGGAGUGUGACCGCAGCGCAUAACUUAACCAUGUACUAUUUAACCGACUAGAUUUAAAAAACAGUAUGUAUUAAUGGGUGCAACAGAUAAUCUGUAACCUUCAUUCAUAACCUAGUUAAUAUAAACAGUCAUAAUUAAUCUCAUUAUAUCGGAUACUCUAAGGUAGUUGUACUUGACAUUGUAUUUAACUAUAUUCCACUAAGAUGUAAUUUUGGCGACAUGUGCCCUCAAUUAUUGCAAUGCUAAUAAAGGCAACAGAC
This is a messenger RNA of Zerene cesonia (dogface butterfly), 9161 nucleotides long. RefSeq names its product potassium channel subfamily T member 2 (gene SLO2). Gene Ontology annotation, biological process: potassium ion transport. The transcript is spliced from 24 exons. The coding region runs from base 552 to 4955 and encodes 1467 amino acids. Lineage: Eukaryota; Metazoa; Arthropoda; Insecta; Lepidoptera; Pieridae. The record is from RefSeq and is a predicted model, not a curated record. Gene Ontology annotation, cellular component: membrane. Gene Ontology annotation, molecular function: intracellular sodium-activated potassium channel activity.